AUGAAUGUAAAUAUACGAAAAGAUUUGCAGACACGUUUCAAUUCUACUAGUAAUACACGUUUACGACUGUUUAUCAUAUCUACUAAAGCUGGCGGAUUGGGUAUCAAUCUAGUCUCCGCAAAUCGUCUUAUUCUUCUUGACGCAUCUUGGAAUCCAAGUCAUGAUAUUCAGUCAAUAUUUAGAAGUUAUCGUUUUGGUCAAAGCAAACCUGUUUAUAUUUAUCGUCUUAUUGCAAAAGGGACAAUGGAAGAAAAAAUUUAUGAUCGACAGGUAACUAAACAGUCUUUAUCUCUUCGAGUAAUCGAUGAACUACAAAUCGGUCGACAUUUUUCAGAUUCUGAUUUACAAGAACUAUUUACUUUUGAACCAGAUAUAUGGAAUCCUAAUGGAAAUGAUAAACGUCCUACACCAAUAUUACCUAAAGAUCGUUUAUUAGCUGAUAUGCUUACAGAAUAUCCACAUUUAAUUGUGACUUAUCAUAAUCAUGAUUCCUUAUUAGAGCAUAGAGAAGAUGAAGGUCUUACAGAAUCAGAACGUCAAGAAGCAUGGAGAGAGUUUGAAGAAGAGAAACGAUUAGGUAUAUCAUUAGCUCAAUAUCAACGUUUAUUGUUACAACAGGAGUGGAUAGCACAACAUCAACAACAAUUUCAACAACAACAACAGCAACAAAAUCAAUUUCACUUGCAACAACGUUUGGUUUUACCGAAUUUUGUCAGUCCCAACUUUCGCUUCUCAAUGAUUCCAUCAUUAAAUAACGAAGAGACAAUUGUUAUUAACGAUGAUAACAAUAAUAAUAGUAACAUACAUCUCUUUCAAACAUCGACAUUCACUGACAAUACAGUGAACAUUUCAAAUACUGGCAUGAAUAUCAUUGAUAAUAAUAGUAGUAGUAUACCUGUCACUAAAUCAACAGAAAAUACUUUAACUAUAACCAAUGUUGGUAGUGGUAGUACUGAGGAUAUGCAAACCGUUCUACCACAAGCGAUUCAUAGCAAUGUUAGCAAUAAUGCUAUUGGAAGUUCAUUAAUCACUACCAAUCCGUCUAGAUCUCAAGCACGCUAUGUGGCAUCACCGAUUACCAAUAUGCUAAGUAAUCCUUAUGGUGCAAUGUAUUCAGAAGUUCGUCGUCAUGUUAUGCUUAAAGAUCCUAGUUUAGCUUCAAAUCCUGAGAAAUUAGAUAAAAUUACAAUGAAUCGUUUAUUAAAUGCUUUAUCUACUCCAGUUUUAGUCAGUUCGAAUGAUGCACGCAAUCAAAAUACCACUUUCCCAUUACGUAAUAAAACACAAGCUUAUCCUCAGUCGAAAAAUUAA
This is a messenger RNA of Schistosoma mattheei, 1311 nucleotides long. The record is from the annotation of a GenBank genome assembly. NCBI's taxonomy places the organism in Eukaryota, Metazoa, Platyhelminthes, Trematoda, Strigeidida, Schistosomatidae.